AUGAUAAUGAUGAGCAGAGAUGGCAACCGCGAUAGAGGUAGAAGAAAUAGAGGCCCAGUUAUUGAGGAGAAACUCUUGGAAUUGAAACUCCACCUCUCUGAACCAACAUGUCCGUCACCGUCAUUAACCUUGUCGCCGCCGGAAAUAUUAAUUGGGCUUCCGUCGUCGCCGCUUUUCUUACUCAAUUUCCUGAAGAAUUUCAUCGCAAAACUUAAAGCCCACAAAUCUGUGUGUUGGGUUUUCUAUGAAACAACAAAAAGAAAAACCGAAAUAAACUACUACAUCAUGGCCGCCCGCGCAUCCUGCCCGGAUUUGCGAAGUGAUUCGAACGGAUUUGUGUCGCAUGCAUUGUCGGCGGUGGAAGAAAGGAACUGA
Messenger RNA from Oldenlandia corymbosa var. corymbosa, 375 nucleotides. The record is from the annotation of a GenBank genome assembly. Lineage: Eukaryota; Viridiplantae; Streptophyta; Magnoliopsida; Gentianales; Rubiaceae.